Molecule: messenger RNA, 4979 nt
Organism: Toxotes jaculatrix (banded archerfish)
Lineage: Eukaryota; Metazoa; Chordata; Actinopteri; Toxotidae
Gene: slc37a1
Product: solute carrier family 37 member 1
Exons: 21
Coding region: 424-2070 (548 amino acids)
Biological process (GO): glucose-6-phosphate transport; phosphate ion transmembrane transport
Cellular component (GO): endoplasmic reticulum membrane
Molecular function (GO): glucose 6-phosphate:phosphate antiporter activity
Source: RefSeq, a predicted model, not a curated record
GCGUGUGUGAGUGGCUUUGAGGUGACAGUCGCUAGCUCUCACACAACAAGGAAGUGCAAGAUAUGUCGCUCAAGUGAAGGCGCAAACUCGCUCAAACCGUCGACUUUUCCGUGCGAGCUCCAUUUCGCUGUCUCCUUCUUAGGCCCUGUUGAGACCUGGUGCGUGCGCCUCAAGUGAUCUGAUCACAGGUGGACAGCUCUAAAUACAGGAGUAAAAGCACCCAAGAUGCAUUGAAGACGCAUUUACAGGUGGUUCCAGUGCUUCCCGUGUCAGCCAUGCAUCCUCUCGCUGCCGAUUUCCCAGCAGCUUCCUCUAAACUGGAGAUUAGCCAGGCCACCAUGUCAGCAUGUCCCCCAUCAGUCUCUUCAGCUUGAGCUCACAUCAGCUGCCCAUCACUGUGAGUGUCGGUACUUCUGUCCAAACAUGGCACCUGUUCCUCCUGGGAUCCGCAUGUUGGUUUCCUUCAACAGGGACCAGUGGUACAGAGCUCUCACCUUUAUCCUCACCUUCCUGCUUUAUACCAGUUUUCACCUCUCAAGGAAACCUAUUAGCAUCGUCAAGAGUGAGCUCCAUAAGAACUGCUCAUCUGUCAGUGAGCUAGCCACCAUUGCUUCCAGUAGCAGCAGCAGCAGCACCGACAACCAGCAUCCCUCCUUGCCAUCCCUCCACACAGACAUGGACUGUAGCUGGAAGCCUUUUGAUAAAAGCAACUACAAACAGCUGCUGGGAGCCAUGGACUACUCCUUCCUCUGUGCCUAUGCUAUAGGAAUGUACCUCAGCGGCAUUAUCGGGGAGCGUCUGCCCAUUCGACUGUACCUGACUGUGGGCAUGCUGACCAGCGGCCUGUUCACCUGCCUGUUUGGACUGGGUUAUGUCUACAACAUCCACAGCCUGGGCUUCUAUAUAUUUGUCCAGGUGGCUAACGGCUUGGUCCAAACCACUGGCUGGCCCAGUGUGGUGACCUGCAUCGGCAACUGGUUUGGAAAGGGAAGGCGUGGACUCAUCAUGGGACUGUGGAACUCCCACACUUCAGUGGGCAACAUCCUGGGCUCUCUGAUUGCGGGCUACUGGGUCUCCUCCAACUGGGGCCUGUCCUUCAUCGUACCAGGGCUCAUCAUCGCAUUCAUGGGCAUCGUCUGCUUCCUCUUCCUCAUUGAGCAUCCAAAUGACCUAAAAAGCAUGUAUGCUCAAAAUUCUUCCCCAGGCAAGAGUGUUCCAACCAAGAGUUGGAAUGGAGUAAAUGGACAUACUGAGGUGUUUCUGCAAUACAAGGACAACAAAACCCAGGCAUACUACUAUUACGAGGAUAGUAUUCAAAACAGGAAGAGCUACGACACAGAGCUGUUGUUGCCCAGGGACAGUGUGCGCGUCCCCGUGCAACCUGUUGUGGUGGUGAAGAGCGAAUCGGAGCUGUCCGCCAUCAGCUUCAUGGGAGCCCUACGAAUACCAGGAGUGAUCGAGUUCUCUCUGUGUCUGCUGUUUGCCAAGCUGGUCAGUUACACCUUCCUCUUCUGGCUGCCGCUCUACAUCACUAAGGCAGCUCACCUGGAUGCCAAGAGGGCUGGAGAUCUCUCCACUCUGUUUGAUGUAGGAGGAAUUGUGGGGGGGAUCCUGGCAGGAGUGAUCUCUGAUAAACUGGGGAAGAGAGCCACCACCUGUGCAGUCAUGUUGCUGCUGGCUGCUCCUACACUGUAUGGCUUCUCCAUGAUCAGUGAGUUCGGUCUGGGGCCAACCAUCGGCAUGCUGCUAGUGUGUGGAGGUCUAGUCAAUGGACCAUACGCUCUCAUCACAACUGCAGUGUCUGCUGAUUUAGGAACCCAUAAGAGCCUGAAAGGCAACGCUAGAGCUUUGUCUACUGUCACUGCCAUCAUCGAUGGCACAGGAUCUGUAGGUGCAGCACUAGGCCCCCUGCUGGCUGGCCUUUUGUCUGCAGGAGGCUGGGAUCAGGUCUUCUACAUGCUGAUGACUGCUGACUUCCUUGCUCUGUUGCUUUUGCUACGACUUGUGACCAAGGAACUUGCCUCACCUAAAUCCCGUCCCAUCUCCACUGUAGAGUUGAAGGAGCAUUGAGCACUUUGAUUGCACUGUCUACACACACACACACACACGCACACACACAGAGUGCAUUGGAACCACUUGUAUAAGCCUGAAAUGGACUGUGACUCUGACAAUAACUGGGCUGCAUGUAUGUGUGCCCACACACAGACACGCACACACACACACACACACACACAAUGUGUUUGCUGUAAACCAGAGGACGAGCUGAAGCUGAAUCUCUGUCUGAUGAACCAAACAGAACAGCAGCAGAUUAUGACCUGGAGAGUUCAUCUGCACAUAAGGAACUUACACAAAGAGGUUCACUGACUCAGCCGUGUCUUUUUCUCACCUCUGCUUUGACCUGUUUCCUACGGUUGCCAAUUUGAACUUGAACACAUCACCUGCUCAGUCUACUCAAACGAUUGGCAGAUAUAUGAAACUAGCCUUACUUUGACAUGUAGGUAGGUAUCAGUCUUUCAAACAGCAGCUUCCACGACUGUGCUCCAAUGGAUCCUACUGUAGUUAUGGACAGACACCUCCUAUUCUUAUCCCUAUGAGCUCCCCAGGCUCUGACCUCACCCUGACAUCUGCAACCCUCCCAGUCAAGUUAAUAUCUGAACUUAACCAUCUUGACUAUUACUUCUAUGGGACCAUUUUUCAUUUUGUAAAAAACCCAGCCUUCCAUGGUGACAUCUGCCCUGGUGUUUGAAUCCCUGCCCACAUGUCCAGUAACUCAUCCAGGUGUACUUAAGCCAAUCAGAACGUUCAUCCCAGAGGAGGGAUUAAGAAGGGGGUCAUCAGAAUUGGGUUCCUGUGUUGCAAGAUAGGGAAGUGUGCAGGUUGUUGUAAGUGGUCUUACAGAACAAAGAACAACUCAUAAACUAGUUUCUUCAGGUCUUCCAUAAAAAAGAUGACGUCAUGAGAGCAGCUGCUACAGCAGCUUCCAUGCGGCAAAAAAACAAAACAAGCAACUGUAGUGGGACAGAGGCACUCUAAUGAUUGAUUAGGGCCAAAUAAAUCCCCUCCUGAAUGAUGAGGAGUGUGUUCAUGAGGAUCAGUGGGAUCCAUCAUGUUGUGCUUGAAUUUAGUUUGGCUCUCAGAUUAGUCUGAUUCAAGUCAGACUGUUUCGCCAAAUUAAAGAGGUAAGGUGGUAAGGUGGCUAUUAAAGUUAGCCACCUUACCUCAGGCUAGCUCAGGACAAAGACUCAUUCCCACGGCAACAGUUUGUGACAUCUGCUGCCCAGUUACAACAAAUAGAAGAUAUCUUAUAAUGUGUGGUUAGUUAACAGUGUUGCUUAGCGAGUGAUGAGGAGCGAGAGAGUGGUCAGAGAGUAACCUGUAACCACAGUAACCUGUUGGAAAUAUAAAGCAUUGAGGACAUCAGUUGUUCAGAGUCCUGCCACAUGAAGACACCACAGCAGCUCAGGGAUGAACUGCACCGACAUCUGAUCUGAGAUCUGAUGCUGCUGAGCCUUUCCUGUAUGGUUCCACUUUCACAUUAAAAUGUCCUCUUACCUGUCCAAUUCUUCCAGAACGCUGAGAGCUUUGACUCAGUUGCUUGGAUCAGUCAUGUUUUUCAGUUCGGAAAAAGGUCUUCAUUGACCCAGAAUCCAUUGCAAAUUGGUCCUAGUCAAGAACCAGAAAGCUUUGAGCAGUAGAUGAAUUUCGAUGUGUGUCUGAAGUCUGAGUGUUUGUGUGAUCUAAGCCAUAGUCUCUGUAAAACCAGCCCUAAUGUGAACCUGAAUCCCUGUGGACUGUUGCCAUCCAUUUGUUCCUGAUAUUUCUUCAGUGGGCUGUCUGUGAAAUUACGUUGUGUCAGAUAUGGUCUGUCACAGUCCUCUGCACUUUAGCCCCAGAACAGCGAGAAAGGUCACUAUGAAAAAUCCAUCUUUUGUAGCCUCUUUCAUACAUAAAGCUAGGAAGUGCCAGUUCAACCAGAUUAUGAUAAAUCUCACUCGCAUCUAAUUGUAUGGAGACUGUUUAUGUACGUGUGUGUUUUUAUUCAAACAUUUUAAUUUUGAGCAGCGGGAACACAUUUCUGUUGUAUUAGAGGUGGAGGACCAACUUUAGAUCAUGUGUGAAUGGGGGCACACGCCAAGACCACUACAACCCUCUGCUCUGUGGAAGUUGCUGUUUUAGUGUCACCUUUGCCUUAUUUAACCAAAGAGAUUAUGGGAUCACGUUGUAAUUUAUAUAAGAGAAGAUGUAUUUAGAUGGUAAUUUAACUUAUUUCUGUCUGUUUUGUGGUGGUUUCUGUUGUUUUUUGCUCUGAAAUUAAGGCACCAAAGUUGUAUUUUUAUACAAAAUCUCCAGAUAAUGUAUCCUGUGGGUGAGUGAUGGGGGGGUUCUUGAAUGUAAGGUUCUUGUUAAGUUACACGACUAACUUGUGGAUAUAUUUUGCAGUGCAAUGUUGAUCAAUAAGGUUAUUGUUUAAAAUAGUUGUUCAUAGUGACUGAAUUUGAUCUCAGACUAAAAUUAAACAGUGAAUCAGUGAAUUUAACACUUCUUUCAACAUUUGAACAUCCUCAAUGAAAAUGGUAAAGCUUAGACACAAAAAGCUCAUUUUUUUCUUCCAGAUUUGUUUGCAUUUAUAAUCACAGUCUGUUGACUUAUUGUUGUUCACUAUAUGAGAUUAAAGUCCACAGAAUACAAACACUUGUUAAUGGGAAAGAAAUGUUUAUGUGAAACUCUGGGAUCACUUCCUUUCAUGCUGGUAACUUUGAGACUACAUUAUGCCUUCCUUAGAACAGGACAACAUGUUGUGUAUAUUUAUUAUGUCAGUGGUAGAUCUAGUACCUAAAACAUUGUGUGCCUUGUUUGUUGUCCUUUUGCUUGACAGUAGAUUUUGUAAAACAUAUCUGAUUGCUCCCAGCGACUGUGGUUGGGGGUUGCGUCCCUCCUAGAGCAUUCUGGGGAAAAAAAAUAAAGCAUUUUGUUCUUCA